This is a messenger RNA of Vitis riparia (riverbank grape), 2905 nucleotides long. RefSeq names its product pentatricopeptide repeat-containing protein At1g79490, mitochondrial. NCBI's taxonomy places the organism in Eukaryota, Viridiplantae, Streptophyta, Magnoliopsida, Vitales, Vitaceae. The record is from RefSeq and is a predicted model, not a curated record. The coding region runs from base 30 to 2564 and encodes 844 amino acids. Gene Ontology annotation, molecular function: protein binding. The transcript has a single exon.
AAAUCGCUGGAGAGGGAUUUGAAACGAAAAUGGGAAUGAGAAUUGAUAGACGGUGGUCGCCUUUGAUGAACAAGGCCUGGUGUAAUCUCAUCAAGCGCCCCCCACUAUUUCUGGUAAGCCCUAAAGACCUCUCUCUCCUCUCCAAAAGCCACCCUAUAUUUACUUCUUCAUUUCAGGCAUCCAAUAUUCACAACCCAAAUUUUAUCAACCCCUUUCUUUUUUCUUUAAAACCAAGAAACCCUAGCCCUAUAUUUAUCAAUUUUUCUAGAGCGUUCUGUUCUGGGAGCCACCACCAAAACUCUAAUCGUAGUACUAGUAGUAGUGAUUGGAACCAAGAAGAUGUAGAGUAUUUAGAUGAAUCUGGGAGUGUUAUUUUCACCGGAAAAGGAGUUCGGUCCGUCGAUCCGGGGCUCGAUGACCACGUGAUGGUGGGUGGACUGAAGAAACCGUUUCUGAAUGUUUCUGCGGUUGCCAAAAUUGUUGAAAUUGUCAAUAGGUGGAGAUGGGGUCCUGAAUUGGAGACCCAAUUGGAUAAGCUCCACUUUGUGCCAAACAUGUCUCAUGUAAUUCAAGCAUUGAAGAUUGUCACCGAUACUGAUGCGUCUUUGAGUUUGUUUCGGUGGGCAAAGAGGCAGCCUUGGUAUUCUAUGCUCAAUGAUGAGUGUUAUGCUUUACUGUUUGAUAGAUUGAAUCAAAGUAGAGACUUUGAUGCAAUUCAAUCCUUGUUUGAUGAGAUGAUUCGAGACUCCGGGGAUAAUAAUGGGGUUUCUUCUGUUAUUGCAUGUAAUCAGGUUGUUCAGGAUUUGGCUAAGGCUGAGAAAUUGGAGGUGGCAUUUUGUUGUUUCAAAAAAGUCCAGGAUUCAGGUUGUAAAAUUGAUACUGCAACCUAUAAUUCCCUUAUAACCUUGUUUUUGAAUAAGGGUUUGCCUUAUAAGGCAUUUGAGGUAUAUGAGAGCAUGGAAGCGGCAGGAUGUUUGUUGGAUGGUUCAACUUAUGAAUUGAUGAUACCAAGCUUGGCAAAAUCGGGCCGUCUUGAUGCUGCUUUCAAGCUCUUCCAAGAAAUGAAAGAGAAGAAUUUGCGGCCAAGCUUUUUGGUGUUUGCUUCUCUUGUUGAUUCCAUGGGGAAAGCUGGGAGGUUAGACACAUCAAUGAAGGUGUACAUGGAAAUGCAGGGUUUUGGGCUCAGGCCAUCUGCUACUAUGUAUGUUUCCUUGAUUGAAUCAUUUGUCAAGGCUGGGAAAUUAGAGACAGCUCUUAGGAUUUGGGAUGAGAUGAAGAAAGCAGGGUUUAGGCCUAACUAUGGAUUGUAUACAAUGGUUGUUGAGUCUCAUGCCAAAUCAGGAAAGCUUGAGACUGCAAUGUCAGUGUUUUCAGAUAUGGAGAAAGCUGGAUUUUUACCUACACCAUCUACCUAUUCUUGUCUCUUGGAAAUGCAUUCUGCCUCUGGACAGGUAGACUCUGCCAUGAAGUUGUAUAACUCGAUGACCAAUGCAGGAUUGAGACCUGGUCUGAGUACUUAUACUGCUCUUUUGACGCUCCUAGCAAAUAAGAAGCUAGUGGAUGUGGCUGCUAAAGUUUUACUUGAAAUGAAGGCCAUGGGGUUUUCUGUUGAUGUGAGUGCUAGUGAUGUUCUAAUGGUUUAUAUAAAGGAUGGCUCUGUUGAUCUAGCUUUGAGGUGGCUGCGUUUCAUGGGUUCAUCUGGAAUCAGAACCAAUAAUUUCAUUAUUAGGCAGCUCUUUGAGUCAUGCAUGAAGAAUGGUUUGUAUGAGUCAGCCAAGCCGCUCCUUGAAACUUAUGUAAACUCUGCUGCAAAAGUUGAUCUUAUACUUUACACAUCAAUUCUAGCCCAUCUUGUGAGAUGCCAAGAAGAGCAGAAUGAGAGGCAUUUGAUGUUGAUCCUUAGUGCUACUAAACAUAAGGCACACACUUUUAUGUGUGGACUCUUCACUGGCCCAGAGCAAAGGAAACAGCCAGUUUUAUCCUUUGUAAGGGAAUUCUUUCAGAGUGUUGAUUAUGAAUUGGAAGAAGGGGCUGCAAGAUAUUUUGUCAAUGUUCUCCUUAACUACCUUGUUCUUAUGGGGCAGAUAAACCGAGCACGUUGUGUUUGGAAAGUUGCAUAUGAGAAUAAACUUUUUCCAAAAGCAAUUGUUUUUGAUCAGCAUAUCGCUUGGUCCCUUGAUGUUAGAAACUUAUCAGUGGGAGCUGCUCUUGUAGCAGUUGUGCACACCCUUCAUAGAUUUAGAAAGCGGAUGUUGUACUAUGGUGUUGUCCCAAGACGAAUCAAAUUGGUCACUGGACCCACUCUGAAGAUUGUGGUUGCACAGAUGCUAAAUUCAGUAGAGUCCCCAUUUGAGGUUAGUAAGGUUGUUCUGAGGGCUCCAGGAGACUCUGUCAUGGAGUGGUUUAAGAAACCAAUUGUCCAGCAAUUUCUUAUAAAUGAGAUUCCAUCCAGGGCUGACAUCCUCAUGCACAAGCUGAACACACUUUUUCCAAGUUCGGCUCCUGAAAUUAGAUCUUUGUCCCCUCCCAAACCUCUUAUCUCAGGAAAGGCCAUGUCACCAUAAAGUGAACUUGAGAUUAAUUGUAGGCCUUGUACCGUUGAGAAAGGAACUGUCAGGUGUUUUUUUUUUUUGCCUUCCCUUGCAUUACUGAUAAAAGGCUUUCUGUCGAUCAGCCAAUGGCACCCAGUGGGUUCUCCGUUUUAGAUGCCACUGUUGUGCCAGAGGCCAAGAGGCAUUCUAACACAGGGAUAGAGCUACUUUGUCCUGGCACUGCCAGUCAGAUGAGGUCAUAUGUCUUGAUGACAAUGUUGCUGUAAAAAAUCUUAAUUCAAACCACAUUGGAUCUGCUUCUGUAUCCUGUAAAUGGUUGAUGGUGAGUAGCAUUGGACCUGUAUCUCCUUUAA